CCUAGGGGUAGGUAUAUAUUUUCCGCUACUCAAAAUUCUCGUUAAGUGUGCGAGCGGCCGCCAUAUUGUCCCUUCGGCCUCUCCGCAACAUGCCUGGCUUCAGUGCAAAGCCAAUAUUGAUAGAUGGCGCCGGGCACCUGCUGGGGCGCCUGGCCGCCAUUGUUGCCAAGACUACGUUAGCAGGCCAGCGUGUGGUAGUGGUCAGAUGUGAGAAAAUCAACAUCUCUGGCUCCUUCUACCGCAACAAGCUGAAGUACCUGUCCUUCUUGCGCAAGCGUUGCAAUGUCAACCCCAAGCGAGGCCCAUUCCAUUUCCGUGCCCCAGCCAAGAUCUUCCAGCGGUGUGUCAGGGGAAUGCUGCCUUACAAGACCAAGCGUGGUGAGGAGGCUCUCAAGCGCCUGAAGAGUUUUGAGGGUGUGCCUCCUCCCUACGACAAGUCUGCAAGGAAGGUGGUGCCGGAUGCCCUGAGGAUCAUGCGCCUCAAACCUGGCCGUAAGUACUGCUUCCUUGGCCGCCUGUCCCAUGAGGUGGGCUGGAAGUACAAGAGUGUGGUGGCCACUCUUGAGACCCGCAGGAAGCUCAAGCAAGCUGUACUUCACAAGAAGAGGUUAACAGAUAAGAAAUUGAGGAGGCAGGCUCUUAAUAAGGUGUCCAAGAGAGUGGAGCUGUACACCAAGGUCAUGGUCUCCUAUGGUGUUGGAAGUCAAUAAAUGUCAUCACUGGA
Scylla paramamosain (green mud crab) is the source of this 724-nucleotide messenger RNA. It is a transcript of the gene RpL13A, whose product is annotated as large ribosomal subunit protein uL13-like. Bases 90 to 710 code for a protein of 206 amino acids. The record is from RefSeq and is a predicted model, not a curated record. Gene Ontology annotation, biological process: negative regulation of translation; translation. NCBI's taxonomy places the organism in Eukaryota, Metazoa, Arthropoda, Malacostraca, Decapoda, Portunidae. Gene Ontology annotation, cellular component: cytosolic large ribosomal subunit; ribosome. The transcript is spliced from 6 exons. Gene Ontology annotation, molecular function: mRNA binding; structural constituent of ribosome.